Limulus polyphemus (Atlantic horseshoe crab) is the source of this 1916-nucleotide messenger RNA. RefSeq names its product queuine tRNA-ribosyltransferase catalytic subunit 1-like (gene Tgt). Lineage: Eukaryota; Metazoa; Arthropoda; Merostomata; Xiphosura; Limulidae. The transcript has 8 exons. Gene Ontology annotation, cellular component: cytosol. The coding region runs from base 4 to 1191 and encodes 395 amino acids. Gene Ontology annotation, molecular function: tRNA-guanosine(34) queuine transglycosylase activity. The record is from RefSeq and is a predicted model, not a curated record.
AAGAUGUCAGCUACCAGUAAGCAUGCGUUAGGUUUUAGGGUAAUAGCAGAAUGUAGUAAAACUAAAGGUAGGACAGGUGUUCUCAGUUUGCCGCAUGCAGAUGUUGAAACACCAGUAUUUAUGCCAGUAGGAACUCAAGGAACGCUGAAGGGUCUCCUUCCUGAUCAGUUGGAGAAGCUAAAUUGUCAUCUAAUUUUGGGGAAUACGUAUCAUUUAGGAAUGAGACCAGGUCCUGAAGUUUUGGAGAAGGCUGGAGGUUUACAUAACUUUAUGAAUUGGAAAAAAGCUCUCCUCACGGACAGUGGAGGUUUUCAAAUGGUAUCUCUACUGGAAUUGUCUGAGGUUAAUGAAGAAGGUGUAAAGUUUGUAUCACCUUAUGAUGAGCGUGAAAUUCUUCUCUCACCAGAAAAGUCAAUUGAGAUACAAAAUGCUAUUGGUGCAGAUAUUAUCAUGCAGCUAGAUGAUGUUGUCAGUAGUACAGUCUCAGGACCACGUGUGGAAGAAGCCAUGCAUAGAACUAUUCGCUGGUUGGACAGGUGCAUAAAAUCACACCAAAAACCCCAGAAGCAAAAUAUUUUUCCAAUUGUUCAAGGAGGACUUGAUUCUGAGUUGAGAAAAAAGUGUGUAGAGGAACUAGUAAAACGUGAUGUACCAGGUUUUGCAAUUGGUGGUUUGAGUGGUGGAGAAGCAAAAGACAUGUUCUGGUCAAUGGUUCACAUCACUACUGAUUUUCUGCCCCCAAAAAAACCUCGUUACCUCAUGGGUGUUGGUUUUGCAGUAGACCUGGUUGUCUGUUGUGCACUUGGGUGUGAUAUGUUUGACUGUGUAUUCCCAACAAGGACGGCAAGAUUUGGUUGUGCAUUAGUGGAUAGUGGUCAAAUUAAUUUGAAAAAUCGAAUUUUUGCUGAAGACUUUAGACCAAUUGAUGAACAGUGUACUUGUACAACUUGUAAGCGAUAUCAUAGAGCUUACCUUCAUUCUAUUGUCACUAAAGAAACAGUAGCCUGCCAUUUAGUAACGGUUCACAAUAUUGCUUAUCAGAUGAGUCUAAUGAAAAGUAUCAGAGACAGUAUUAAAAGUGACAAGUUUCCAGUCUUUGUUCAAGAAUUCAUGCUAAAAGUGUACCCCAAGAAGGACUAUCCUAAAUGGGUGACUGAUGCUUUGGCUGCAGUAAACAUUAACCUCCAGUAAAAUGUUUUAUUAAAGCAGCAUAGUUUUGUAAAAAAAAAAAAAUGUAAAAACAAUUAAGCCAUGAAGCUUAUUUAUUUUCAGUAGACUGGUUAAUGUAAGAUAGUUAAUGCUACAAAAGUUUAAGUGUUAAGAAAAUAUAUUCGAUUUUUGUUUUAUAAUGACAGCCAGCACUUCGGUGGAACAUUUAGGUUUAAAAAUAUCUAUAGUACAAUAAUUUUGGUUCUAAAAUAUUAAUAAAAUUACAUGCCUCUGUUUCCUUAAAAAACAAAGCAGCAUAUGCUAAGGUAUUAAAAUGAAUUUUUUACUAAACAGUAACAACAAGAUUAGAAUUUGACAUUAUUCAAAUACUUCACAGUUGAAGGUAUUUUCAUAAAUCUAUAGACUUGUCUUAACCUAAAUCAUGACAGUAGUUAUCAGGAAAUUCAAGCUGUUAAAAUUUGGUUUUCAUAGAUUUUUGAAUUAUAUACUGUUGACUAUGUUUUCUUUUGAAGCACAACAAAAUUAUUUUAAAUCUUUUGAAUUUAAAAAUUCAGAAAAUGUGUAUGUAAUGAGACUGUAUUUUUCCUACUACUUUUAUGUAAUGUCGUAAUUUAUCAGUGACUGAAGAUCAUGGUGGUUCUCCUCCCUUUACACACUGAAAGGGAUGAUGCAUCAGUGACUUUUAAAUUUAUUAACAUAAAAUGUUCACUGUAUUCAAAUUAAUUAAAGGAACUUGUUAACUUAGG